AUGGCCGAUGGCGCCAGUGCUGCUGCCAAGGCCCGGGCUGGGUACCAGGCAUCCAAGAACCUGGACAACAUUGUCCGGAAAUUUGGCGAGCUCACAGCCGAGCGCGAGAAGCGUGCAAAAACUCACGAGGAUGCCAUGCACAAUCUGAUCCGAACCCAACAAGAACUAGAUGACAAAGAGAAGGAGCUGAAGGCCUGCACUCUGAAGUAUGAGAAGUUCAUGAAGGAUCUCAAGGAGAAGCAGGCAAGGAGAGACGAGCUCCGGGAGCAGACUGAGGAAGCAAAAAGGCAGAUGCGCGCUUUUAUGGCCAGCGUCAAAGACACCUGCCGGAAGACCACUUACCUUGCGGAGGAUGUGAAGGGAAAGUACCACGCAGCAGAGCGAGCAGCGGAACGUGGAUGGUCCUGUAGACAGACUGGGAGCAGCGUGCUCACACCCCGGCCAGGAGUCCUGUCAACACCGCGGUGA
This is a messenger RNA of Symbiodinium pilosum, 468 nucleotides long. Lineage: Eukaryota; Dinophyceae; Suessiales; Symbiodiniaceae. The record is from the annotation of a GenBank genome assembly.